GAAGGGGGAGAGAGAAGAGAAGGAGAGAUUGCCUUGCCUUCUAAUUUCUCCCUCUCCAAGCCACAGAACAAUGUCGAUGAGCCCUAAGCAUACGACUCCUUUUUCUGUUUCCGAUAUCUUGAGUCCCCUUGAGGAGAGCUAUAAGAAAGUAAGUAUGGAGAAUAACAACUUGGGGGCACCUCUCGCUUCUUACCGGCAGCCGCAGGUCUCUCAGGCGGCGAUGCAGCAGCACCACAUGGGCCACAACGGGACUGUGUCAGCGGCUUACCACAUGACUGCGGCGGGUGUCUCCCAGCUGUCACACACUGCCAUGGGGGGCUACUGCAACGGCAACCUGGGCAACAUGGGCGAGCUGCCGGCGUACCAGGACGGGAUGAGAGGCAGCGCCGCGGCCACCGGCUGGUACGGAGCCAACCCGGACCCGCGCUUCUCCACCAUCUCUCGCUUCAUGGGCUCCUCGUCGGGCAUGAACAUGGGCAGCAUGGGCAGCCUCAGCUCCCUGGCAGACGUGGGCAAAGGCAUGGGCUCCCUGUCCAGCGCCCCGAGGAGAAAACGGCGGGUGCUUUUCUCCCAGGCGCAGGUCUACGAGCUGGAGCGCCGCUUCAAGCAGCAGAAGUACCUGUCGGCGCCGGAGAGGGAGCACCUGGCGAGCAUGAUCCACCUCACGCCGACACAGGUGAAGAUCUGGUUCCAAAACCACCGCUACAAGAUGAAGAGGCAGGCCAAAGACAAAGUGUCCCAGCAGCAGAUGCAGCAGGAGAGCGGCGGCUCCUGCCAGCAGCAGCAGCAGCAGCAGCAACAGCAACAGCAGCAGCAGCAGCAAUCCCCGCGGAGGGUGGCCGUGCCGGUGUUGGUAAAAGACGGCAAGCCGUGUCAAGGCAGCGGCCACACGCCCACGUCCGCGGCGCAAACGCACCACCAACAGGGAGGCAACGUCAUGAUCAUGUCCAACAACGCGUCCGGGCACGGGCAGCACCCGAGCCAGCAGGUGGGCAGCACGGGUCACUCCCCGGACCUGGCGCAGCACUCCUCCAGCCCGCCGUCCCUGCAGAGCCAGGUAGCCGGCCUCUCCCACCUGAACUCCCCCGGAGCGGAGUACGGCUCGGCCUUACAGUGCUCGGCCCUGCUGUACGGCAGGACGUGGUGACGAGACGCUGCGGCUGUGGUUCAAAUUCCCUCCGCGGCGAAAAGAGAGGCAGGUCGCAGCACACAUGCACGCAUUUGAACAAAAAAAAAAAAAAAAAAAAAAAAA
Messenger RNA from Xiphophorus maculatus (southern platyfish), 1252 nucleotides. RefSeq names its product NK2 homeobox 1 (gene nkx2-1). Gene Ontology annotation, biological process: regulation of transcription by RNA polymerase II; cell differentiation. The record is from RefSeq and is a predicted model, not a curated record. Lineage: Eukaryota; Metazoa; Chordata; Actinopteri; Cyprinodontiformes; Poeciliidae. Gene Ontology annotation, cellular component: nucleus. Gene Ontology annotation, molecular function: RNA polymerase II cis-regulatory region sequence-specific DNA binding; DNA-binding transcription factor activity, RNA polymerase II-specific. The transcript is spliced from 2 exons. Bases 71 to 1147 code for a protein of 358 amino acids.